Messenger RNA from Clupea harengus (Atlantic herring), 1920 nucleotides. RefSeq names its product coagulation factor XIII A chain-like. Gene Ontology annotation, biological process: blood coagulation, fibrin clot formation; peptide cross-linking. The transcript has 13 exons. The record is from RefSeq and is a predicted model, not a curated record. The coding region runs from base 1 to 1920 and encodes 639 amino acids. Gene Ontology annotation, molecular function: protein-glutamine gamma-glutamyltransferase activity. NCBI's taxonomy places the organism in Eukaryota, Metazoa, Chordata, Actinopteri, Clupeiformes, Clupeidae.
AUGUCAUAUUUAUAUUCCGACCCUCCUGAAUUCCUCCCGAUUCCUGAACCCAGCAAGCCCUACCAAGGGAGAAAGAAUGUCCCCUGGGGGACCACAGAUGAUGACCCGGUUGAUCUGCCUGAAUUUGAACCUUUUGAAAGGGCUCUUCUUCCUCGUGGACCACUGGAUAAGGACGAUAAAUUGGUAGUGAAGAGUGUGGAAUUGCACAAGGACAAGAACAAAGCAGCACAUCGGACCAACUCCUUUAAACAUAAGGCCCUCAUCAUACGGCGGGGUCAGGAGUUCACCCUGACUGUCACCUUCGACCGUGCGUACACUCCAACAGAUAAGGUCAUCUUGGAGUUUACAAUUGGUGAUAACUUCCUCUCUGACAAGGAGACUUACAUCGCGCUGGAUCUAGGAGCCAGUACUGGGAAUAAGUGGGAAACCAAGAACACUGUGAAGGGUAACGCAGUAACUGUGGACAUAAAACCUAUAGCAGACUGCAUUGUGGGAAAGUAUGUGAUGAAUGUGAUCGUGGUGACGCCUUUGGGAAAAUUUCGGACAAAGAGAAACCGCAAGACAGACUUUUACAUCCUGUUCAAUGCAUGGUGCCCGGAGGAUGACGUCUUCUUAAAUAACGAGAGUCAGAGGAAAGAGUACGUUCUCAAUGAACAGGGAGUAAUCUACAAUGGAGAAACUCAGAAUGUGGCCCAGAGGCCAUGGAACUAUGGACAGCACAAACGUGGUGUUCUGGAGGCCUGUUUCUUUGUCCUGAACUCAACUGACAUGCCGCUGGAUAACAGAAGAUAUGCUGCUAAUGUAGCCCGGAGGGGAUCUGCAAUUAUCAACUCUCAGGAUGAAGACGGGGUGUUGGUGGGUAACUGGAGUAAUGACUAUGACAAGGGCACAUCGCCCACUUCCUGGACUGGCAGCGCAGAGAUCCUUCUGCAGUACCACCACCAGAAUGGCGUUCCUGUGAAAUUUGCACAGUGUUGGGUGUUCGCUGGUGUGUUGAAUACCUUUUUUCGGUGUCUGGGGAUCCCAUCCAGGGUGAUCACCAACUUCAACUCUGCCCAUGACAACGAUGGAAAUUUAAAGACUGAUAUCUAUGUGAAGAAAAAUGGGAAGCUGGACAGGCGCCGUACUCGAGACUCAGUGUGGAAUUACCACUGCUGGAAUGAGGUCUGGACCACAAGGAGGGACUUGCCUGAAAGUUGGAAUGCUGCGGGCUGGCAGGUGGUGGAUGCCACACCUCAAGAAACCAGUGACGGACAAUUUCGAUGUGGCCCAACCUCUGUUAAAGCCAUCAAAGAGGGAGAAGUGUGUUUGCCUUUUGAUGGCUCGUUUGUAUUUGCAGAGGUGAACAGUAAUGUAGUAUUCCACAGCACCAACAAGUUAGGACAGUCGGAGAUAAUACGAAUGGACACGACCUAUGUAGGGACGAAGAUUUUUACAAAAGAAGUAGGUUCAAAUGGGGCUGAAGACAUCACACUUACCUACAAAAAUCAAGAGGGAAGUGCCUCUGAUCGUGCAGCCAUGGAACGGGCAGAAAGCUUAGGUUGUGUAGGAUCCCGUUCUACCCUCAAGCCAUCUAAUGUGACGAUUGAGAUGGUGGUACCUACUGUGCAGCUGGAACAAGACUUCAACCUGCUCCUUAAAGUUAAGAACACAAGCACGGAAAAGCAGACUGUUCAACUGACUACAACCUGCAGUGUCACCUACUACACCGGGGUCAGAAGUGGCAUCUUCAAGGAGGACGGACAGACUCUCUCUCUAGAGCCAUCAAGCACUGAACAGGUGACCAUCGAGAUCCUGGCAAAGGAGUAUAUGGAGUUUAUGGUGGACCAAGGCAGCAUCAGCUUCACCUGUGUGGGCAAAAUCCAAGAAAACAGCCAGGCUGUGACAGCAGCUAGAGUGUUGUUUAUGAAAUAUUCCUAA